UGAAAAAACUGUUUGAAUAACUGCAUCUGCACGUACAACUUUCAUUUAGGUAUGUAGAAUAGCCUUCCUGUAGUGAAUUUUCGUAACCCCGAAGAACAUGCCAUUUUAUAUCGCUCAGUUUCAAUACAGUCAAUAUAACAAAAUCUAAUAAAACAAUUUUAAUUACUUCAAUAAUUGAACGAUCGUUCAAUGAGACUCAAGUCAGUUGAUAUGGGGCUUAUGAAUAGCUAUCCAUGGUAUGAAUUUGAAGAAAAUCGUUAAAGCCGUUUUUGUGAAAACCGUGAAAAACAUGGUUUUUUAGCCAUUAUCCGCCAUUUUUCUCAAGAAUAUAUAUAACCAAAUGGUUUCAAUGAGGCAAUAAAAAAGGAUAUUAUAUUGAAGUGACAGUAAAAAUCAAUAAUCUGCUUAUUGAAUAAUUACUAUAUAAAAUUCCUGAUUGUUAUCGUGAAAUGUAUCAUAACUGUCAAAGAACUCAAUACGGUAGACGGUUGUUUGUGAAUCAGGUGGUCGUUUGGAAUACAUGGGGUCCAAUAUCGAAGGCAGCAUUGUUCGCAUUCCAAUCUUGGGAUUCGGGAUCAGUAGCCAUGUUCAGCAACUGGGGUUCGGUUUGCAUUGUGCUACUGGUUGGCCCAGUCUGCUGGCUUCUCGAUGUAAAAGGUUUGAAGUACAGCAGUGUUCUAGCAGCAGGAUUGUGUUGUGUGGGCGCAGGCUUGAGAUGUUUACCGGUUGACGAAACACUUUUCACUUGGUUAUCUCAUAUUGGUGGAAUUUUAAAUGGAAUUGGAGGUGUGAUAUUUGGUCCUGCCGUUGUUCUCUUAUCGUCAACUUGGUUCCCCGCGCACGAAAGGACAUCCGCUACAGGUGGGCCUACUGGAUAAUUAUUAUAUUCCUGAUGAUAACGGUACUGCAAAAUAAAAACGAAUAUAUUCCAACUGAAUCUGAAAGUGGAAUAAGUUUAAUAAGGCUGUAUAUUAGAUCUACUCUAGUUUGAAAA
Messenger RNA from Nilaparvata lugens (brown planthopper), 994 nucleotides. RefSeq names its product solute carrier family 49 member 4-like. Lineage: Eukaryota; Metazoa; Arthropoda; Insecta; Hemiptera; Delphacidae. Gene Ontology annotation, cellular component: membrane; intracellular membrane-bounded organelle. The transcript has 3 exons. The record is from RefSeq and is a predicted model, not a curated record. Bases 450 to 878 code for a protein of 142 amino acids.